Molecule: messenger RNA, 2451 nt
Organism: Penicillium coprophilum
Lineage: Eukaryota; Fungi; Ascomycota; Eurotiomycetes; Eurotiales; Aspergillaceae
Product: SLC26/SulP family anion transporter
Exons: 3
Coding region: 1-2451 (816 amino acids)
Biological process (GO): transmembrane transport
Cellular component (GO): membrane
Molecular function (GO): secondary active sulfate transmembrane transporter activity
Source: RefSeq, a predicted model, not a curated record
AUGGCGGAGACUAUCUCGACUCGAGUCGGCCACGCUUUCGCAAAGCUUUUACGAAUUGAUAUAAGUUCAACUCCUGUUGUGAGAGACGAACCCAGAACAUAUGGCUAUUACGAGCAUGAACCCACCGUGGGCGACUGGUUUCGAGGUCAUACACCCACCACUCCUCAAAUUUGUCGUUACAUCUGGGGUCUCUUCCCUUUCCUCCAUUGGAUCGGGUAUUACAAUGUGCAAUGGCUGAUUGGAGAUCUCGUGGCAGGCAUUACUGUUGGUGCUGUGGUCAUUCCACAGGGUAUGGCAUACGCUGAAUUAGCCAAGUUACCCCCAGAGUACGGUCUGUACUCUUCAUUCAUGGGGGUCUUGAUCUAUUGGUUCUUUGCAACGUCUAAGGACAUCACUAUUGGUCCUGUGGCGGUCAUGUCUACGCUCAUGGGUUCAAUAAUCAUCAGGGUUCAAGCUGUUCACCCCGAAAUCCCUCCACCAGUCCUUGCUUCCGCUCUGGCAAUCAUUUGUGGUGCCAUAGUAUUAUUCCUCGGGUUGCUUCGUCUUGGCUUCAUCGUCGACUUUAUUCCUCUCCCUGCCAUCACUGCUUUCAUGACUGGGUCCGCGAUCAAUGUCUGUGCUGGCCAGGUAAAGACGGUUCUCGGAGAGAAAGCCCAUUUCUCUACGCGUGGGGCGACGUACAAGAUCAUCAUCGAUACGCUGAAGCACCUUCCAUCCGCUCGGAUGGACGCUGCUAUGGGUCUCACAGCUUUGGCAAUGCUCUAUGGCAUACGGUCUGCUUGCAACUAUGGAAUGAGGAAGAAGCCCCACAAGGCUAAACUGUUCUUCUUUUUGUCCACAUUGCGCACUGCCUUCGUCGUUCUUUUUUACACCAUGAUCAGCGCUGCGGUCAAUCUCCAUCGACGCAAUCACCCUGCCUUUAAGCUCCUUGGUAAUGUUCCCCGGGGAUUCAAGGCCGCUGGGGUUCCUAAAAUAGAUGUUCCAAUUAUCAAGGCAUUUGUUGGUGAGCUCCCUGCCGCUGUGAUUGUUCUGUUGAUUGAACACAUUGCUAUCUCGAAAUCGUUCGGUCGUGUCAACAAUUAUACGAUCGACCCAUCCCAGGAGUUUAUUGCGAUCGGCAUAUCAAACCUACUAGGUCCGUUCCUGGGUGCAUACCCAGCUACAGGCUCCUUCUCACGAACUGCCAUCAAAGCAAAGUGCGGCGUACGCACUCCCCUCGCGGGUGUGAUCACUGCCGUUGUCGUACUUCUUGCCAUAUAUGCGCUACCAGCAUUGUUCUUCUUCAUUCCAAAAGCAUCCUUGUCAGCCGUGAUCAUCCACGCAGUGGGCGACCUCAUCACACCUCCACAUGUCACAUAUCAGUUCUGGUGUGUAUCUCCAAUUGACGCACUCAUCUUCUUCAUGUGCGUUAUCGUAAUCAUAUUCUCAACUAUCGAAACCGGAAUUUACUGCACAAUCGGCGUAUCACUGGCAGUACUCCUCUUCCGACUCGCGAAAGCCCGCGGCCAAUUCCUUGGCUAUGUCCAGGUGCAUUCGGUCGUGGGUGACCAUAUUCUCAACGCAUUCCAAGAGGACUCGAAGACUGCAUUCGAAGAUGACACCCACAUUUCCCGAAGAGUCUACCUUCCAACUGAAAAUGAAGAUGGCACAAACCCCCGAAUCAAGAUUCACCAGCCAGCCCCAGGAAUAUUCAUCUACAGAGUCUCCGAGGGUUUCAACUACCCCAAUGCAAACCACUACACAGAUCACCUCGUCGCCCACAUAUUCAAAGAAACCCGUCGUACAAACCCGCAAGCAUGGGAAACACCAGGUGACAGACCCUGGAACGACCCGGGUCCAACCCGCGCCGAACGCAAAAUCCUCAUGGCAGUGGAAGCACCCACUUCCCCACUCCCAACUCUCCGCGCCAUAAUCCUCGAUUUUGCUGCCGUCAAUAAUGUAGAUGUCACAUCCGUGCAGAACCUUAUCGACGUCCGUAACCAACUAGACCGCUGGGCAUAUCCAGACAGCGUGCAAUGGCACUUCGCGCACAUCCAAAACAGAUGGACGAAGCGUGCUCUCGCAGCCGCUGGGUUCGGGUUCCUCGCCGUCUCGGACGGAUCAGGUCCCCGUUGGCAGAGGUCGAUCUUUAACGUUGCGGAGAUAUUGGAUAUCGGUCUACCCAAUUCGGAACCUCAGUCUCAGGUCAUCGGGCUGAAAGAGGACUGGUCAAAUGAUGUGGAGACUGGCCUGAAAGUGCAGGAGGAGAGUGCUUCCUCGUCGAUUAUGGGUGUCUCUGAGGAUGAUAUUCAGGUUGUGCGGGCUGGGGAGAGGGAUGCAAAGAUCGACACUCAUCGUCGCCGCGGUCGAUCUGGUGUCGGCACUGGUAUGGCUGUUGUCGAUGGGAUCAAUCGGCCUUUCUUCCAUGUGGAUUUAACGAGUGCUCUGAAGAGUGCUGUGGCUGGUUGUUAG